AUAAGUGCGCCUACCUGUCACUUCCUGCUGUCGGUAUUUAUUCAUUUUCACUUCUUUUUUUCAAACUACGGAUAAUUCGCCACAACACUGCCAUGACUGUAUGAUUCCGUCUAAUGUAUCCCGCACGGUUUGCGGAUGCGGACCAAACGUUACGACCUUGGCUUCAUGUUCGGCUCAAAGGAGGAGUAACCCCCCUGGACACUGUUGGGAAAACACCGCUUGGGUUUAAUGAGCCAACGCAUCUGGGCUCGUUAUAACGUGGACACCUAUUGUUUUUCGUCGUUCUUAAUCCAGCAGCUGCAGGGGAGGAACUCUGCCCUUUGGGAAGGCAUGGAUGAGAGGUUAUGUGUGCCCCCCAGCUAAAGGCCUCUGGCGCCCUGAACUGUGCAUCCCACCAGUCCCUCUGUGAGCAUGUAUCGCAGGAACGGACUCUCGGAUGGCACCAGCAUCAACUCAGUCACAUCAGAGGCCAGCAGCAGCUCUGAUUCUCUGGAUGGACCUUGUGUGGACUAUGCCAAGAGCUAUGAUGCCGUCGUCUUCGAUGUGCUCAAGGUGACGCCUGAGGAGUUUGCUAGCCAAAUCACCCUGAUGGAUGCACCAGUGUUUAAAGCGAUACAGCCCGAGGAGCUGGCUAGCUGUGGAUGGAAUGGGAAGGAGAAACACAGUUUAGCCCCCAAUGUGGUUGCAUUCACACGCAGAUUCAACCAGGUGAGCUUUUGGCUGGUGAGAGAAAUAUUAACUGCUCAGACGCUGAAAAUUCGAGCAGAAAUCCUGAGCCACUUUGUCAAAAUAGCAAAGAAACUAUUGGAACUGAACAACCUCCAUUCUCUGGUGUCAGUGGUGUCUGCUUUGCAGAGUGCUCCCAUCUUCAGACUCAGCAAAACCUGGGCGUUGAUAAGUCGGAAAGACAAGGCCACGUUUGAGAAGCUAAACUAUCUGACAUCCAAGGAAGAGAAUUACACCCGCAUGAGAGAGUACAUCCGCUCCCUGAAGAUGGUGCCCUGUAUUCCUUACCUUGGGAUCUACCUGUUGGACAUGAUCUACAUCGACUCAGCCUAUCCUGCAUCAGACAGUAUCAUAGAGACUGAGCAGCGGACCAAUCAGAUGAACAACCUUUUGAGAGUUAUCUCCGACCUGCAGAUGUCCUGUAACUAUGAUCACUUGCUGACCCUGCCACAUGUUCAGAAGUAUCUUUUGUCAGUUCGCUACAUAGAGGAACUUCAGAAGUUUGUUGAGGAUGACAACUUCAAGCUGUCUCUGAAGAUUGAACCAGGCAACAGCUCCCCUCGCAUCGCUUCUUCAAAAGAAGAUCUGGCAGGUCUGUCUGAGGUAUCUGUCUCUAUGAGGUAUAACCGCAGGCCUACCUGCCCUGACGCCUCUGUGGGGGUCCAUAUCCCUACGCCCCCUCCUUCUCACCACAGGAAGAGCCAUAGUCUGGGAAACAAUAUGAUGUAUCAGUACGGUAUGUCAGAGAGCAGGAGUGCCACAUUUCCUAUAGAGAAAACACGACACCUGCUGGAUGACAGCUUCUUGGAGUCUCAGAGUCCAGUUAGAAAUGAUCCACACAGUACAUCGGUGUCCAAUGGCCUAUCUUUAGGCAGCAGUGAAAGUUCAUUUGGGGAGGAGCUGUCGCCUGGGAUGGAAAGGGGCCGAAUGUACGCAACACUGGGCCCCAACUGGAGGGUUCCACUUCGCAACUCCCCCAGGAGCCGCAGCUAUGUUUACAGCUCCUCUGCUGCCAACUCUUGCUAUGGGUGUAGUGAGGCUGGUGGUGUAACCAUUGAAGGACCCCUGCGAAGGAAGACACUGCUGAAGGAGGGACGAAAGCCCAAGUUGUCGUCAUGGACCAGAUUUUGGAUCACUUUGUCUGGAUCAACACUGACAUUCUAUGGAGCGAAAGCGCUGAGGGCCUCUGAGAGGAAACAUUACAAGUCAAACCCCUGUAAGAAAGUGUGUGUUACUGGAUGGAUGGUGGUGCUGCCAGAUGACCCGGCCAGACCCAACAUCUUCCAGCUCAAUGACCCAGACAAAGGCAAUGUUUACAAGUUCCAGACAGGAUCCAGAUUUUCAGCAAUUAUCUGGCACAAAAACCUGGAGGAGGCCUGUAGGAGCAGUAGACCUCAGAUGCCAGCAAACCUCAUGUCUUUUGAAUGAGCGCAAACCUUACCCAGCAGGACAUUUUUGUGCCAAACCCAUUUUUUUGGGAAGUACAGACUAAAUGAUGAAACAGUGGAAUUAGGUGGUUUUCUACUUAAAUGUGAUAGACAAACAUCUGGAACUCACGGUGACACUGGAUCUGUGACUAUUAUGCCAACCAAUACCCGCUGUCUUCUUCACCAGGACUAAGUAUAGUAUGAGCUCUGGAGAAGUCCAGCCAAUGGAAGACUUAAGUGAGGUUGGUUUCUUUCUCUAAGCUUCCUUGUUCACUGUAUUUAUUACACUGCGAUAAACAUGUGAGCAAGCACAUAGGUUUUUGGCCCAUGUUGGGUUUCUGAUCGUAUGAAAAGUGCACCAGUGUGUACUUAUAUGGACAACAGUGUUAGCUGAUUGACGGCUGACGCUGAUCUUCGGUUUGCAGAGUUGUGUUGUACGGCCUUCAACUAAAGCAUGGAAAGCUGAAAAUGACGUCCCGCUUGUUCAAAUGGUUCAACUUGGGAAACUGCUAUUGCAAGGCUACUAAGAAAAAUGGAUGCCUUCUCAUUAGGUAGUCAAAUAGGGUGACAUUUUUUGUUUCUUCUGCAUUCUAACAUCAUAACUAGAAAGCAAGUAGGCAGUGCACAUCCCCUAAUGAACUUGGAUCAUUCAUGAAAGGUGUGUUGUCAUAAGCAUAAAACACAACCUCAUCUCAUGGCAUCAUUAUAGUUAAAGAUCAGUGCUGCAGCAAAAAAGAACCGAUGAUGAGUUUUCAUCAACCUUCAGCGUUGCGUUGUACAGCUGGACUGAAUGAUUCCAAAGUAAGAGAUUUGUGUUCAUAUGAAUCAACACAAAACCAUGAAGUUUGCUUUAUGAGCCAAUGUGAAAUUGCUGAUCAAAUGAAAAGGCCCUGGACCAGUUCACCUGUUCACACGCUACCUCAGUUGGUAGUUCUCCUGUAAAAAUUGUUUCCUGAUGUACAUAACAAGGUUUACAAGUAGUAACAGUUAUUGUUUUCUACAGAACAAAAUAAAAGUUUUCAUAAUCCCUGGAAACAAUACUGAACAAGGUGAUAAUUACAUCAGUACUGCAGAGGACAGCCAGGAGUGUACACCAGUGUGCUCAGGCAGCUGGUUGAGUGAAUUUAAAAGCAAUUUGCAAUGAAGUACCAAGUUAACACAAUUAAUUGCGUGUAAAUACUGUAUUUAUUUAUAAAAGAGUUUAUUUUUUUGACAAUUGGCUAUCAAAGGGAAAAUGGAUUCACCACCUACUGCAGGAAGCUGCUCCUCAGAGAAACUCUUGGUGCUCAGCCACCCUAAAACCUGGAACGACUGUUCUCCAACUAAAGAACACUGGGAUAAGGAAAGACUCCUUCAGCACUGGUACGCUUAAAGAAUCUGUUUUUAAAAAGCAAAAUGUGAUGAUGUUGGUUUUAACGGAGGUUCCUACUGCAUUAAAAGGUGUGACCAUCAUGUGACUAUUAGUGAUCCAAUAAGAUUUUGUACAAAGUCAUCACCGAUGCAUCCACAGAGAAGUCGAGGCUUAAGAAAUUUGCACUAAAAGAAUGAGAUUGCUGCUACAGUAGUCAAAAUGACGAAGCAAGAGGAGCAAGGCUCAAUGGGUUCGUAUUCUGAUGCCUCCUGGCUGCCUCUCUGUGGUGUUAUGGAGACACAGAUAAACGCUCCAACCUAGAACACAUUAGAAGAAAUGGCCAAAAACCUUGUGUUGACGUGAACAAUGUAUGUGGCUUCACUAAGAAGAAGUCUGGCAAGUGAAGACCAUGAGCAGUCAGACAAUCAGGUUGGAAAUAAACAUCCAAAUUAUUUAAACUUAAAUUUUUUUUUUUACUAAUUUUACUAGGAAAAUUUGUCCCACGCAUUGUACACUGUCACACCCUGAAAGUGACCUCAAGUAACAGUGUCUGCUGCAAAGUGUGAUGCAGUAUGUGAAAAUUCCAACACAGACUGCACAGCUGUGGUAUCAGUAAUGACUGUGAUGUCGGUUUGUUAUCCUGAUUUCUUUUUUACUCCAAAAAUGGAUCAACAUUAAUGGCUUCAGUGACCUCAGUAUAGAUUCGUCACAUGAUUUAUGCCAUUUAUUACAAACAUAUGUCACUUCAGUUAUUCCUUCUAUUAGAGUAUUAGACAAUUCAGUUUCAUCUUCUUCAGCAAGUAAAGUGAAUUUAUUUCCAACCUGUCUGAUUGCUUGACUGCUCUUGCUGAAGCUGUUUGUUUGUGUGGCGAGGGAAUGCCAUGUGCACAGAUUCCUUUAGUAAUUUAAAUACAGUGUUAUCAUAUGACACGAAGGCACCAUGACCGAAUAUUUGAAAAUAAGUUGUAAUAAACCAGAAUUAUUACCCUUAAGAGAUGCACUUAUUUAAAUUAAAACAUUAGGACAUUACCUAUAGGUGGCAUAUUUCUAAUGCAUCUCUUUUGUAACUCAAUGUAAUCAGAACAGUGGCAAUAAUAUUGUAAAAGAGGAAUGAAAUCAUUACUUAUUUCAUUUUAUAUGUGCUGUCUUUUUUCUUCAUUUUGGAUGAAUAGUAGGAUUAGUAGGAUUUCCUCAACUAGUGCAGUGGUAUUGUUGUCUGUCAGUGGGGGAAAAAACGGUCAUGAAAGCUCUCUUGAAUUCCAUAGGACCAAAGCAGCGAUGUUUAAGAACACUUCACUACAAAUCACAUUUACUUUUCGUCAUAGUGCUGGACAGCAGUGAAGAGCAUGCAGAAACAUGCAUAGAUACUGACUUUCACUUGAUUCUAGUCAGCAGUGCAGCACAUUGAAUCAAUCAGCAGACACAAACCUCUUGCCAGGUGUGAGGGGGAUGGGGAAGUCAGAAUGAGUUGUGAGGUUUGGUCACACUGACUUUUCAUCUGAAUAAAACGAACACUAAAACUUAAUUUUAUUGGAACGUCAUUAAAAAGUAAGAAUCAGUAUCGUGGAUAACAUAUAAAGAUGAGCAGACAUGUGCAUGUGUAAAGACAAAAGUAUUUUCUAUAGUAUUUGCUUUAAAAUAUAAACGUCUGUCAGGCUCCACGUACAGUACACGUGUAUAAAUUCUUGCCUGUGUUGUCAAAUCAAAAUGCACUUAUAUAAGUGAAUUACACAACCAAAGCUAUUUUCAUUGAUUUUUUUUUUUUUUUUUUUACAAUCGCUGUAAACCAAUGUCAGGGAUAAUAACUGAUAAAUACUCGAAUGGGUCCUUUGAGAAAGACUUUCAUUUUCUUUUUUUCUCUCUGAUUAGUAGCAGUCUUAUGUGUUCCAGUCCUCUUACGUGGACUGUAAAAGAUCCACUCCAUCACACGUCAGUGACUGAGCCUGUGUUUCUCUUUAGUAGCUGGUAUUGCACAAUUUUACUUUUGCGGGUCAGCAGGGCACGGAGUUCAUUGAUUUACGUUGCUGCAUCACAUUUGUGAUUAUGAGUGGAACCAAUGGGCUUUCAUGACACUCUGCUGUUGUUCACUAUAUGAAUUUUAUUUCAGGGAACUUCAUCAGGAUAGAACAGAGAGUCCAAUGUGUCACAUUAUAUUAUUAUCAUUGUUUAGGGUUUUGAGCAGAGUCAAAUGUGCAAAUGUACAAUCCAGUCUCAGCAUUGAGUUGUUAUAUAACACCAGAAGGUAUUGACUGGCUUUCAAAUUAAACUGUUAAACUGCAGAAAUUUACUUUAUCCAUCCAGUAAAUUAUGAAUGACUAAUUGCCCAUUUUAAUGCAAUAAGUGAGAAUCUACUUCUGUGGCAGAAAGUUAUUGAAUAUAUAAGGAGGCUUUUGCCUAAAGUCUGGACUGAGCUCAAGUUACUUACUUUGUAUAUUUCUGAAUGACUAGAUCAAUGAAAUCUACAUUGAUACAUCAAUCUGAUUCUGGGAAUGAACACAAUGACAAUUUGUAAUAUGCUUCUGUGGAUACUACAGAAGAAAUCUUCUCCAUGUAAUUGCAUUCCAUAAACACGCAAUUACAACUUACAAUUAGAUUUGUUUAUUAAUUUCUAAAAACUAUUUUUUUAGUAGAAGUAUAACCCUUAUGUAGCAAACGAAAUAGUCGGCAAAUCAAAUUUUUAUCCAAAAAUCAUGUAAAAACUUAGAGACAUUAAAGUAUUAAUAUUAUCAUCAUUGUGAAACAAUGAAGUCUAACUGGGGUUUUUUAACAUGUUUCCCACAGAGAGUGCCAAUCAGGCCAAGAGUAUCUUGCUUGACAACAAUUAAAGCCAAUGCUGAUGGAUUUAUGAGUGAGGAAAUUAAUUUCUUUAAGUAAACUGCAGCUACCAAAAAAAGUGGGUUCAAAAGUUAAGAUUUUUCCAAAGUUUUCCAAAACACGGCCAAUGUUAGUGAAGAAUAUAUUGUACCCUAUAUAUAAAGCAGGCUGACAUGUUUCUAUUUCCUCCCACUGUGUAAAAGUGAAGGCAAAAUAUGGCAGAAAUGGGUGCUGCCCUCUUGUGGUGGUGACAUAAUGUGCAGCUACAGACUGUCCAGUGAUUUGUGAUCCACCCUGUUGAAGCUCUCAGUUCCAGCUUCUUCUUUUAUACAAGUCGCUGUGCAGAAAUGACCACAGGGUGAGGGUCGCCCCGCCUGACCAGCCCUGAUGUGAGCACAGACCCCUUGAACGUCACUUGUUAUGAUUUUUGUGGCCGCUCAUCGUACACUAACCGUUUUCCAGAUAAAAAUGAUGACUAACUGCUACUGGUUAGCUAACAAGCUAUGUAUCAACUAUUUUUCAUCAUUUCUCUGCUAUUUGUUGUAGCUAGGUAUUGCGGGCAGUGGUGCAGGAGGCGGGGCCAUCUAUCACCAUUUCAAGAUGGCAACACAAAGAUAUGCAUUUGUAUUUUGUGUUUUCUUGUGUGGAUCUCAAAUGUUGAUAUAAGAACCAAAAGAUUACACAUGUAGAAUAGUUUUCGUCAUCAUUGGCAGUUGUUUUCUAGACACAGUUAUCCAAAUGCAAAAGAUCUGAAUGUAGUGUAUGUUACCAUCAGUUUGUACAUGAUUCUAUCGUAUCACUCUCUCCAUGAAGUAUUGCUUUUCUGCUUUCUUUUAGUUGGUAUAUAACUUGUAUAUGUCAGAACUAAACAUGUUUCUGUUUUUUAUCCAAUUCCCAAAAGUACUGAUUGUUUUCAGUGGGACAUUGCAUGUAUUUUUUGUGUACACAAUUUCUAGUGUUGUAACUGUGAAAAAAAAGAUAACCACUGGGUUGUUAUUAUCAGUCUGUGAUUAUUUUGCUAAGUUAUUUCUUACCAUGACAUUGCUAUAUGUUGCUGUAUUUUUCAGCUUCAAGCACUGAAUUGGGAAUAAAAUAUAUGUACAGAAAA
Molecule: messenger RNA, 7426 nt
Organism: Mugil cephalus (flathead mullet)
Lineage: Eukaryota; Metazoa; Chordata; Actinopteri; Mugiliformes; Mugilidae
Product: ras-specific guanine nucleotide-releasing factor RalGPS1-like
Exons: 20
Coding region: 412-2154 (580 amino acids)
Biological process (GO): positive regulation of GTPase activity; Ras protein signal transduction
Cellular component (GO): plasma membrane
Molecular function (GO): guanyl-nucleotide exchange factor activity
Source: RefSeq, a predicted model, not a curated record